Molecule: messenger RNA, 2447 nt
Organism: Doryrhamphus excisus (bluestripe pipefish)
Lineage: Eukaryota; Metazoa; Chordata; Actinopteri; Syngnathiformes; Syngnathidae
Gene: depdc4
Product: DEP domain containing 4
Biological process (GO): intracellular signal transduction
Source: RefSeq, a predicted model, not a curated record
UUCUUAUAGCUGUAACAUUGUCAUUUAAACGUUUCGCAGUACCUCAUAUGACCUGCUAGUGGCAGCAGCGUUUAUCAAUGUAGACCAGUAAUGCACGAAGAAGAAGAUGCUAAUGACGUCACAACUGUAUGUAAAAUGGCGGUUGAUUUGACUCCUCGAUUUCGAAGACUCAAUAGCGAAACGCGAAGUUUUCGCCAAAACUUGCAAUUUAAUGGUUUCUUGGGCCCCUUUGGGGCCACCCAGCUGUGGCACAACAUCAUCCACACCCUGCACAGCCAGGUGGAGGUGCGCCGCCAUCGGAGGCACCUGCGCGUCUACGCCGAGAGCUUCACCGGUUCGGACGCCGUAGACGCCGUCCUCAGCUACCUGAUGCAGAACGUUGCCUUUUGCACGAGUGACGUCUCCCGUCUUAAAGCCGCUCGCCUUUGCCAGGCACUGAUGGAGGCUAAGGUGUUUGAGCCGGUGGGCGCUAAACUCUUUCGCCGUGACAAGGACGUGGCGUUCGAGGACAGCGGCGGAAGCCUUUACCGUUUCGUGGAGUCUAAAUCUGAUGUGAUGGAUGACGGCGGCAGCGAUGCAGAAAACCAAACAAAGGAGCCGAAGAUGAAGAACAGCAAGCGCGCCAGGUUGAAUGACAUGCACAUGAUCGCCAAUCCUCUCGCCGCGGGACCGUCUGACAAGAAGGUGGAGACGCUGCUCAGGUCCAUCAAUUUGCCGCCUUCAACCACGACUUCCACCGCCUUUCUACCCAAAACCGUGGUGGAGGAGGUGUGGAAGCAGCAGACGUUGCUGCAGUUGCUGCAGAUAGUGGAGCUGCCCGUGCUGGACUGCAUCCUCGCUUCACCAUCCAGGAGUGGGAGGUCUCCACUGGGCAAUCAGGACCUGGUUAUUCCCAAUAAGUACCUAGAAAGAGAGCUGUCAGACACCCUUGAUCUCGAUCCUUGGGAUGGGUGGCUCUCAGCAGCCGUAGACUGCCUGGAGCUGUUCCCAGACCAGCUGAUCGUGGUUGCAGGGGAGCAGCUUCAGCGUCAAGACGGCGUGGAGACAUCGGAGCACGUGGCGAACCAAAAGAGAGUCCUCUUUGACAUUAUCGCCAAGUACUACAGCGGAAGGGAAAAGGCUCCCAUUCUGUCAGGACGCUACCUGGAUGUCCAUGUUGGAAUUCUCAAGCUGCUGGAAGAAUCCAAGGUGCAGGACGCCAUCAGAGCAUCUCAGCUAUGUCUGCGUCUCCUACAGACGAGCCAGCGAGACGAGCUCAGGCGUCUUCUAGCCUACAUGGCGGCGGCGGCGCACCCGCAUGCCUGCCGUCUACAAAAACAGAGCGAUAACCGUACUGUGGUCGGCCGCACUUUCCAGAACGCCAUCAUCGUCCAUAAUGCUGAAUUUACUAAAUCCCAGAGCGAGACCUUGGUGCUGUUUCUCAUGGACAACCAUACAGACCUCUUUAAGACCCCUACAUCGCUCAUUGAAGCUGUCCACAGUACGUUGAGAAGCAUACGGGAGGGCAAAGAUGCCCACUCCAUCGCCACGUUCACCUUCUGCAAGCAGACGACGCCACAGCAGUACCGGGAACAGUGCGACGCCGCCACGCUGAAUGGUCUCAAGCGUCUCCUGCAGGACAUCUCCAUGAGCGGCAUGCCUGCUAAGAAGAAGAGGAGGCUCCUCAAGGAGUUUGAGAGGCAUCACCCCGUGAUCUUCCUCCAGCAUCUCUCCAGCACCUUCUAAUCACAGCACUACCGGCCUUGGUACUCCACCAUUGGCAACUUUAAGGCUCUUAAAAUAACACUUUUAGUCAUUAUAUUGAGAUUUCUUAUUAGAAGAUACUUCAAUUCGGUAGACUGUCAGGAGUUUUAUACCCCUGGUAGGGUCACCCAAGCCAAAUUGCUCCUUGAUGAGGGACCAGACAAAGGGUAGCUCAAGUAGACCCCAAUAAUACAUGGUCACCAUAGCCCCCCUUAGGAGCCGGUCUGGAUGGAUCGGUGGGUAAUAGCUUAAAAUGACAAUAAUAAUACAAAAGCAACAUGUAUCGGGGUCAGGUGCAGCGUGACUUGGUAGAUGGUUUGAAAACGGUGAACUACUGCUGUGCACAUGGCAACACUACUUUGGGUUUAAUUUAUCAUUUUCUAGAGGACUAAUUUAAUCUAUGGUUGGUUGUAAUGAUGUUUUAUGAAUAUUUGUUCUUCCCUCACACUGAAAACACAUUUGUAUGCACUUUGAUUUUAAAAAAAAAACUUGAAAUAAUGUCUUGAGUACACGUUUUGUCAAGUGUCCAGCCAAGAUAGAUAGAUACCAUAUAAUAAUAAGAAUAAUGUGGAGAAUAAAUAGAUGAAAUAUGAACAACAAUGUACAGCCUAAACAGUAAAUUGCAGAAAUAAUUUAAAUAAUUUUGAAUAAAUAUAUAUAUAUAACACCCUGAUUAUGAUCACAUCAUUCUGAUUUAUUUAAUA